Molecule: messenger RNA, 1162 nt
Organism: Desarmillaria tabescens
Lineage: Eukaryota; Fungi; Basidiomycota; Agaricomycetes; Agaricales; Physalacriaceae
Product: oxidoreductase
Exons: 8
Coding region: 99-1091 (330 amino acids)
Biological process (GO): sphingolipid biosynthetic process
Cellular component (GO): endoplasmic reticulum membrane
Molecular function (GO): 3-dehydrosphinganine reductase activity
Source: RefSeq, a predicted model, not a curated record
UGAUAGUAGUAUGAGACGCAUGUUCCUUACUACCGCAGGCGACAAUUUCUUCCACGUGGCUGCUAACAAACUCAAAUUCCCCUCGGCUUCGGACCACGAUGCUUCUUACCGUGCUGUUACUUGCCCUUCCUCUGCUGGUCCUCAUACUUGGAUUGCUUUUCAACCACAAUAACUGGGAUCCUAAAGGGAAGCAUUGUUAUGUGACCGGCGGAUCGCAAGGCCUAGGGCUUGCAGUCGCCCUUCUUCUGGUCAAGCUCGGUGCGGAUGUGUCUAUCGUUGCUCGUAAUGAACAAAAACUACGUAAUGCGCUUGUGGAAAUGGAGAAAGCACGGAAAUUACCCAGUCAAAUUCUCAGGUGGUAUUCCUACGAUCUCACGCAAUGUAAAUCAGCGGAAGCUGCGUUAGAAGCCGCAUCCAAAGGACACGACGGUCGUUGCCCAGAUGCUCUCUUCUUAUGUGCUGGGACGUCAAUACCAAGAUUUUUUGUGGAGGAAGAUGAAGCUUCAAUGAAAAGAGGAAUGGAUACUGUGUAUUGGAUACAAGCAUGGUCAGCUUUGGCCGGUACAAAGCGAAUGGUACGAGACAAUAAGAAUGGAAAGAUUGUUCUUGUCUCUUCUUUCCUCGGUUUUAUGUCCAUGAUUGGCUACUCUUCGUAUGCCCCUGCAAAACACGCGUUACGAGGUCUAGCAGAAACCCUUCGUUCGGAAAUGCUUCUCUACGGAAUCUCUGUCCACAUAUUCUUCCCCGGAACAAUUUAUAGCCCAGGCUACGAAGCGGAAAAUAAAUGCAAACCCGAGAUCACUCUUAAAAUCGAAGAAACCGACGGUGGUCAGACUCCCGAAAAGGCCGCCGAGGGUUUAUUAAAAGGUAUCCAACGCGGUCAUUUCCAUAUAUCGACGGGCUUGUUAGGGAACAUCUUCCGCUCUUCGACUAGGGGCGCGACCCCCCGGAAUCAUGUAUUCCUAGACAAUAUCUAUAGCUUCAUUGGAUGGGUGGGAUUUCCUAUUUGGCGACGGUCUGUGGAUUCUACCAUCAAAGGACACCGACAAGAGCAUCGUACGUAUCUGGCUGAGAAAGGUUUUCUUUCAUAGCGAGACGUAUGAGUUUAUGGGCCAUUAAUGCCCGAUAAUAUCAUUAUCUGACAUUUAUGCCCACCGUUUUG